UUCAACACCAACAUAUAUACAAAGAAAACACACAUUCUCUCAACCAAAAAUACAUGGCAACUACUUCCACUAUAUUCAAUUAAGAAUUAAUGGAAAACUUCCACUACUCAAGAAGACUACUUCUAAUACCAACUACAUUGCAACAAUACCGCCCCGAUACCACCGUGGCGCCGCCUCCGGCAACCAGAAUCAGUCACGACACAACCGAUCAACCAUCAUUUGAUGCAAAUGUUGUGAUGGUAUUGUCUGUACUUAUAUGUUCCAUAAUUUGUUCACUUAUAGUGAACUGCCUAAUAAAGUGUGCAUUGAGAUGCGCUAGCCGAGUAUUGGCAGACUCAUCCUCAAACCAUACAAACCCUUCUGUAGCAAAGCUAGCCAAUACAGGGAUCAAGAAAAAAGCCCUCAACACAUUCCCAGUUUUAACCUAUACUACUGAAUUGAAACAUCCAGGGAUUGACUCUGAGUGUGUAAUUUGCUUAUCAGAAUUUGGAGUUGGAGAAAAAGUUAAGGUUCUGCCUAAGUGCAACCAUGGCUUCCACGUCAAGUGUAUUGAUAAAUGGCUGAAUUCCCACUCUUCUUGUCCUACUUGUAGGCACUGCCUUAUUGAAACUUGCCAAAAAAUUGUAAACGGAGGCACUUCUGUUACUAGUACAUCGGCACCAGUUAAAGAAAUCAUAAUAGGGAUUGAAUCUCUCCAACGUGAAGGUGUUAUAUCUAACAGCCUAAGUUAGUUAGAAAAAUAGGAGUAGUAUCUAGGUAGAAGCUUAGCUCCAGUUUAAUUGUUUCUUUCUUCUUUCUAGCUACGAUAAGGCCAACGCCAGUGUAGCUUCCCAAUGAUUCAUUACUCUUGUAUACAAAAAAUUAAUUCUAUUUCGGGUUCUUUAUUAAA
Molecule: messenger RNA, 889 nt
Organism: Nicotiana tabacum (common tobacco)
Lineage: Eukaryota; Viridiplantae; Streptophyta; Magnoliopsida; Solanales; Solanaceae
Product: RING-H2 finger protein ATL78-like
Biological process (GO): protein ubiquitination
Molecular function (GO): transferase activity
Source: RefSeq, a predicted model, not a curated record